This is a messenger RNA of Nicrophorus vespilloides, 1224 nucleotides long. RefSeq names its product hyaluronidase A-like. Gene Ontology annotation, molecular function: hyalurononglucosaminidase activity. Gene Ontology annotation, biological process: defense response; hyaluronan catabolic process; carbohydrate metabolic process. The transcript has 5 exons. NCBI's taxonomy places the organism in Eukaryota, Metazoa, Arthropoda, Insecta, Coleoptera, Silphidae. The record is from RefSeq and is a predicted model, not a curated record. The coding region runs from base 68 to 1201 and encodes 377 amino acids.
GAAAUUGUAAUGCGCGCUCCGCAAUAUAAAUAUAUUUUAUAAAUGGUUUCUUAUCUAAAUUGUGUGCAUGUAUAAAAGGAAGGCGCUCGCUCGCGAAACUUAUUUUAUUAGCACCUUCGACGCACAAAUAUUGAGAAUAAUGUUAUUCUUUCCACUCUUACCAUUUUUACUUUCUACAUUUUCAAGUACAGCUCAUUGUUUGAACAUAAUUCAGAAAAUAGAAAUUCCUAGUAAACCAUUCACUGUUUACUGGAACUCUCCUACUUUUCAAUGCAAAUCGCACAAGAUCUACUUCGAAGAUCUCCUGAAUAAAUUUCGAAUAGUGCAAAACAAGAACGGCGAGUUCAUAGGUGAAAAAAUCACCAUCCUCUACGACCCCGGCAAUUUUCCUGCGAUCCUAACGGAUCAAAACGGAAAGCAGUUCCUCAGGAACGGCGGAGUUCCGCAGGAAGGGAAUCUGACCGAUCAUUUAAACCAUUUCGAGGAGAGAAUAUACAGAGAUUUCCCGGACGAAGAUUUCAAUGGAAUUGCUAUCAUCGAUUUCGAAAGUUGGAGGCCGAUUUACAGGCAGAAUUGGGCGGCUCUGGAGCCCUACAAGAAUCUAUCUGUUGAAAUUGAACGGCAAAAGCAUCCGUCGUGGAAUAAUGCUCAACUGAUCAAAGAGGCGACUAGACGUUUCGAAACUGCGGGAAGGGAAUACGUUGAGCAAACGUUGCUAUUUGCUAAGAGCUUAAGACCUAAUGGCACAUGGGGUUACUACGCUUAUCCUUAUUGCUUCAAUAUGGGUACUAGUAACCUUGUAAGGGAUUGCAGCAAGGAAAUUCAAAAAGAAAACGAUAGAAUGAAUUGGUUAUUUGGAAAUACUGAUAAUCUUUAUCCGUCUUUGUACAUGCCGCAAAAUCGCUUAAACGCAAAGCAACGUGUACAAAUGAUCGAAGGGAGGAUUACUGAAAGUCAAAGAAUCAAUGAAGUUUUUGAUGAGAGGAAGCAGAUCCUUCCAUAUUUUUGGUACAUGUAUCAAGAUACCAAACAGUUUCUUUCGUUGGAGGAUCUCCGAAAUUCGUUUAUUGUCUUGAAAUCGUUUAACAUUGAUGGUGUCAUCAUAUGGGGCAGCAGUAAUGAUGUGAAUAGUAAAGAGAAAUGCCAGAGAUUAUACAAUUAUAUUGAAAAAGUAUUGGGUCCCACAAUAAACAGCACAUAAGUUAUUUAAAUUAGACAAAAUAA